Oncorhynchus tshawytscha (Chinook salmon) is the source of this 1523-nucleotide messenger RNA. Its product is annotated as green-sensitive opsin-3-like. The record is from RefSeq and is a predicted model, not a curated record. Gene Ontology annotation, biological process: phototransduction; G protein-coupled receptor signaling pathway; visual perception. The transcript is spliced from 5 exons. NCBI's taxonomy places the organism in Eukaryota, Metazoa, Chordata, Actinopteri, Salmoniformes, Salmonidae. Gene Ontology annotation, cellular component: photoreceptor outer segment; membrane. Bases 70 to 1107 code for a protein of 345 amino acids. Gene Ontology annotation, molecular function: G protein-coupled receptor activity.
UCCAAAGAGACAGGGUUGACCAAAUUACUCAACUUUUUCUUCACCUUACCACCUGUCCAUUUACUCAAAAUGAAUGGCACUGAGGGCAACAACUUCUACAUCCCCAUGUCCAACAGGACUGGGCUUGUAAGGAGUCCUUUUAUAUACCCUCAGUACUACUUGGCGGAUCCAUGGCAAUUCUAUCUGCUUGCUGUCUACAUGUUUUUCCUGAUCUGCUUUGGAUUCCCCAUCAACGGUCUGACCCUGUAUGUCACAGCCACAAACAAGAAGCUCCAGCAACCUCUAAACUUCAUUCUGGUCAACUUGGCUGCAGCUGGAUUGAUCAUGGUCCUCUUUGGAUUCACUAUCACCAUUACAUCUGCUGUCAAUGGCUACUUCAUCUGGGGACCAUUGGGCUGUGCCAUUGAGGGAUUCAUGGCUACACUUGGAGGUCAGGUGGCUCUAUGGUCUCUGGUGGUGCUGGCAAUUGAGAGAUACAUUGUGGUCUGCAAGCCCAUGGGCAGCUUCAAAUUCAGUGUCGCCCAUGCUGGUGCUGGUGUUGGAUUCACCUGGGUGAUGGCUGCCACCUGCGCUGUUCCCCCACUGGUUGGCUGGUCCAGAUACAUCCCUGAGGGCAUGCAGUGUUCAUGUGGACCUGACUACUAUACUCUGAGUCCAGGCUACAACAAUGACUCAUAUGUCAUAUACAUGUUUGUCUGCCACUUCAUGGUUCCAGUCUUCAUCAUUGCCUUCACUUAUGGAAGCCUUGUCCUCACAGUCAAGGCGGCGGCAGCUUCCCAGCAGGACUCAGCAUCCACCCAGAAAGCUGAGAAGGAAGUGACACGUAUGUGCCUCCUGAUGGUUAUGGGUUUUCUAAUUGCCUGGACCCCCUAUGCCUCUGUUGCUGCUUGGAUCUUCUUCAACAAAGGAGCUGCGUUCACUGCCCAGUUCAUGGCUGUCCCAGCCUUCUUCUCAAAGAGCUCAGCCAUCUUCAACCCAGUCAUCUAUGUGCUGAUGAACAAACAGUUCCGUAACUGCAUGCUGGCUGCUGUAGGCAUAGCAGCCCCUGAGGAUGAGACUUCUGUGUCAACAAGCAAGACAGAAGUGUCUUCUGUGGGCCCUGCAUAGAGACUUCCCUCACGCUGCACUUCCUGCCCUCUGAUUUCUACCCUUGUCUGAUGCUCUACAUGGACUGCUUUUGAAGACACACUUCUUUCACCAAAUGGACAUUAAACUGUACUGACCUGUAAUGAUUGGGCUCUGUUGUUCUCUCUACGCUCACAGACUGUGCCACUUAAUGUAGUUGAGAAUUGACUUGACAUACAUUUUAUACUCGUCCAAAAGAAACAGCUGAUUUGCCUCUUAUAGGUGGUAACAAAUGGAUGAGCCUCAGGCUUUCAGAACAGCUCUAAUGUUUGUCUUGAUGGAUCAUGACAUUUUAUUUUUAUUUUAUGGCGAGGCCAGCAAUUAUUUUGUUGUCAUCAUUUCCUGUGUAUACAGUAUUUUAUAAAUUUAUAAACUAGAUAAAUACAUGCAUGAAACUA